AUGGACUAUUCCUAUGAUGAGGACCUGGACGAGCUGUGUCCGGUCUGCGGGGACAAGGUCUCGGGGUACCACUACGGGCUGCUCACCUGCGAGAGCUGCAAGGGCUUCUUCAAGAGGACGGUGCAGAACAACAAGCACUACACCUGCACCGAGAGCCAGAACUGCAAGAUCGACAAGACCCAGCGGAAGCGCUGCCCCUACUGCCGCUUCCAGAAGUGCCUCACCGUGGGGAUGCGCCUGGAAGCCGUGCGUGCAGACCGGAUGCGCGGAGGCAGAAACAAGUUUGGGCCCAUGUACAAGCGGGACCGUGCCUUAAAGCAGCAGAAGAAAGCCCUGAUCCGUGCCAACGGCUUCAAGCUGGAGACCGUGCCCCAGAUCGUGUCUCCCGUGCAGAACGACUACAGCCUGUCCUCCACCAUCCACAGCAUCCACGCCAUGUCCAAGACCCUGCCGCCCAACCCCGCCGCCCUGACGCCCGUCGACUACGAGCGCGGCCCCUACGGGACGCCCUCCCUGGGAAUGACUGUGCCCAGCCACGCGCCGCUCGCCGGCUACCACUACCCUUCCUUCCCCAGCCGCACCAUCAAGUCCGAGUACCCCGACCACUACACAAACGCGCACGAGUCCAUGCCCUACAUGUACCCAGAGACCUACCCCAGCAGCUCCCCUCCCGACAUCCCCGAGGUCAUCCUGAAGCUGCUGCAGCUGGAGCCCGACGAGGCCCAGGUGAAGGCGCGGAUCCUGGCCUGCCUGCAGCAAGAGCAAGGCAAAGGCCGGCACGAGAAGCUCAGCACCUUUGGCCUCAUGUGCAAGAUGGCCGACCAGACCCUCUUCUCCAUCGUGGAGUGGGCACGGAGCUGCAUCUUCUUCAAGGAGCUGGAGGUGGGCGACCAGAUGAAGCUGCUGCAGAACUGCUGGAGCGAGCUGCUGGUGUUCGACCACGUCUACCGGCAGCUGCAGCACGGCAAGGAGCACAGCGUGCUGCUGGUCACCGGCCAGGAGGUGGACCUGUCGACGGUGGCGGCACAGGCGGGCUCCAUCCUGCACUCCCUGGUGCUGCGGGCGCAGGAGCUGGUCCUGCACCUGCACUCCCUCCAGGUGGACCGGCAGGAGUUCGUCUGCCUCAAGUUCCUGAUCCUCUUCAGCCUCGAUGUGAAGUACCUGGACAACCACACGUUGGCUAAGGACGCUCAGGAGAAGGCCAACGCGGCGCUGCUGGAGUACACCGUCUGCCACUACCCCCACUCCACGGACAAGUUUCGCCAGCUGCUGCUGCGGCUGGCAGAGGUCCGGGCGCUGAGCAUGCAGGCAGAGGAGUACCUGUACCACAAGCACCUGAGCGGGGAGGUGCCCUGCAACAACCUCCUCAUCGAGAUGCUGCACGCCAAGCGGACUUGA
Cygnus atratus (black swan) is the source of this 1398-nucleotide messenger RNA. RefSeq names its product nuclear receptor subfamily 5 group A member 1 (gene NR5A1). The record is from RefSeq and is a predicted model, not a curated record. The transcript has 6 exons. The coding region runs from base 1 to 1398 and encodes 465 amino acids. NCBI's taxonomy places the organism in Eukaryota, Metazoa, Chordata, Aves, Anseriformes, Anatidae. Gene Ontology annotation, molecular function: zinc ion binding; nuclear receptor activity; RNA polymerase II cis-regulatory region sequence-specific DNA binding. Gene Ontology annotation, cellular component: RNA polymerase II transcription regulator complex. Gene Ontology annotation, biological process: hormone-mediated signaling pathway; regulation of transcription by RNA polymerase II; tissue development.